AUGUCUGUCUCCAACAGUCGCGACACGUUUCUCUUUAAGUACUUCUUGUCUGCAUCAGCCGCAGUUGUAGCAGAAGCAGUGACCUACCCAUUGGACCUGACAAAGACCAGACUUCAGAUCCAGGGGGAAAUAGGUCACACUUUGCAUGGAGCAAACAAACUGAAUCAGCAACAGCGUGGCAUGAUAGCCACAGCUGUUGGAAUAGUAAAAGAGGAAGGGUUGAGGAAACUAUGGCAGGGUGUUACCCCUGCUCUCUACAGACACGUCAUCUAUACGGGCUGUCGAAUGAGUUUCUAUGAAGCACUCAGAGAUAAAGUGUUCAAGAGAAAUACUGAUGGAUCUUUUCCAGUGUGGAAAGCUUCUGUGUCUGGUCUGUUGGCUGGUGCUAUGGGACAGUUUUUUUCCAGUCCCACUGAUUUGGUCAAAGUUCGAAUGCAGAUGGAGGGGAAAAGAAGGCUGGAGGGCAAGCCUCCCAGAGUCAAAAACACAGGCCACGCAUUUCGGCAGAUUCUGGCUGAGGGAGGCGUACGUGGCUUAUGGAGAGGUUGGGUUCCCAAUGUACAGAGGGCUGCACUGGUUAAUUUAGGAGAUUUGGCAACCUAUGACACAGCCAAGCAUGCAAUAUUGUCCAGGACAGGUUUAGAAGACAAUCAUGUCACACACACACUAGCCAGUGCCUGCUCUGGACUGGUUGCGGCUCUCAUGGGGACACCUGCUGAUGUCAUCAAAUCUAGAGUCAUGAACCAGCCCACUAAAGAUGGCAAGGGUCUGCUGUACUCAGGAUCGGUGGACUGUCUGUUGAAAACUGUCCGACAGGAAGGCUUCCUCUCACUCUACAAAGGGCUGCUACCAAUAUGGACAAGAAUGGCACCAUGGUCACUAGUGUUUUGGCUUUCAUAUGAAGAAAUGAGGAAAAUAUCUGGUACGUCAUCCUUCUAA
This is a messenger RNA of Candidula unifasciata, 939 nucleotides long. NCBI's taxonomy places the organism in Eukaryota, Metazoa, Mollusca, Gastropoda, Stylommatophora, Geomitridae. The record is from the annotation of a GenBank genome assembly.